Molecule: messenger RNA, 312 nt
Organism: Trichomonas vaginalis G3
Lineage: Eukaryota; Parabasalia; Trichomonadida; Trichomonadidae
Product: organellar and viral DNA polymerase type B
Exons: 1
Coding region: 1-312 (103 amino acids)
Source: RefSeq, a predicted model, not a curated record
AUGACUAUUGCUGCAUAUGCGUAUGAAACAAAUGAAGCAAGAAGAGCACAUGAACUAGUAAACGAAAACUCAACUUUAACCAUUGAAGGCAAUGAUUUAGUCAUUGACGAUGGAAAAACUAAAAAAGUCAUUGAUUUCGAUACUUUUAACACUUAUGACCCAUUCAUUACAACAAGCAAGGUUCCCAUCAUAAAUGAUGGAACGGUGCAAUAUAUAAAUUCUACAGUAGAUGCCUCAUUAGUGAAAGUAUUAAAUGUUCUCAUUGAAUUGUUAAAGAGCUUUCGAUUUGACGACAACAUUAAAUGCCUAUAG